Messenger RNA from Soboliphyme baturini, 503 nucleotides. The record is from the annotation of a GenBank genome assembly. NCBI's taxonomy places the organism in Eukaryota, Metazoa, Nematoda, Enoplea, Dioctophymatida, Soboliphymatidae.
AUGUACUCCUUUCUGUUUGGCGACUCCCUGUCCGAAAUCCGAUACACAGAGGACAUGCUGGCGGCCACUCCUUCGGGUUUCUCCGUGAAGGAGGAGCAGCUGAGCGAAUUGUCGGAUUCGGAUGACGAAGACGUUAUAGAAUGUGAAUGUGUAAGCGAUGCUGCCGUUGAACCAGCCGGUGUUCCCUCUUACUCGAACAUUUAUGGUGAUAUUAGUGAAAAUGGCAGUAAAGUGCGAUACUUCAUGGAUGGAGUUCCGAUCACUGCGAAAAUUGUGCACAUGGAACGGGAUCAGCACGUGAUCAGCAUUUUUCAUCCAAUAGUGUUAGUAUCUUUGGUGGUGCAUAUGUUUUUAAUACUAACACUUGUACAGCCUUUGUUUCUCCAGAAACUUGUAACCCUCUUCCUCUUUAUCACCUAUAAAUACUACGAAGCAGUGAGUCAUCAGACUACGGACAAACUGUUUCAUGCUGCGUAUACUGUGCAAGUAGGUUGUUGUUGAGA